AUGUUCGUUCACGAGCAGUCGCAGGAGGACGAUAAGUCGAAACCGUGCUCUCAAGCGGCCUUGCGACAAUGCGCGUCGCCACAAAGCCGCGACGGGCCAUGCGACGAGCCUGCGACGGUCGCGUGCGACAGUACCGAUCGCACGGUACCGAGCGACCGGGAGCAGACUAUCGCACGCAAAGAGCCUGUCGCGUCGGAGCGUCGUCAUUCGGAAAAAGGCGUCCCGUUGGCGAUAGAGACGCAGGUCGCGGAUGCGCAGCUCGCGCGUGUUCCGGAGCCCGUAGCGCCCCAGUCAUCGCCACCUAACUCCCCGCGUUCCCCGCUGGCGGAGGCCCAGCCCGCCGCAGACUGCGCAGUGUUAUCGCGGACAGAGCUCGAGAACGGAGAGCGGGAAGUAGGGUCGAUUUCCGAUGACUCGUCUGGUCCGCAAUCUAGUUCCCCUUGUCAGCCCGACGCGGAUGUCAGUCCUACGCUGGGGGCGGGGCAGUCCGCGCCGUCUGCGCAGCAGCUUCCGCAAUCGCCGCGGGUGGAGUCGCAGCAGCUCCCCCAGUCUCACCCGCACGCGCAGCCUAAGCAGCCGCACGAACAGCAGGAGGAGCAGCACGGGGGGGUUAUGGAGGUAAUGUCAGAGCCGAUCGGAGUGGAUAUGUCGGGUUUCUCUCAUUGGGAAUCCCUCUCUGCGCCAUACCCGCCCCCAGCUUCCGCGGAAAGCGCAAGCCUUGUCAACCUCCCGGCGUUCGCGGGUUCCGCGGGACAUGUAGGCAGAAUGGGGAGCCUCGCGCUAAGCAACAUGUUUGCGCUACCCUCGUCCGCCUCCGCUGGUGCGCCCCCGCUGUCCGCGUCCGCUGAUUCGCUCCCCCAGACAAGGAAGAGGCCUGGGCGACCGCGGAAGUCGAUCGCCCCCGCGGCUGGUAAGGGGGAAUGCGGCCGCGCCGAAGGGGGGAGCGCGGGAGUGGCGGAGAGGCGGAUCACCCGCGGGAUCGCCGCGCGGAUGAGUCUGCAGAAGCAGUUUGAGGGGGUCUCGGAGCCAGAGGGCGCGGAGGCGCGGGGGAAGGGCGCGGAGGUUGAGGGGGAAGGUGUGGGUGAGGGGGAGAAGGCGCGGGGAAGGAAGAGAGGGGUAGCGGAAGCGGAUGGGGUGAGGAGAUCCAAGAGGCUGAGCAGAAAGAGAGGAUGGGACAGUGAGGAGGAGGAGGAAGAAGGAGAGGAAGGGGAGGAGGGGGGUGAGGGAGGAGAGGAAGAGGAAGCGGAGGAGGAAGAGGAGGAAGGAGAUGAUAACGGAGAGCAAGAGGAAGAAGACGGGGAGGAAGAAGAGGAGCGGUGGGAUGAGGAGGGAGGGGAAGAAGCAGAGGAAGAGGGGGAAGAAGCAGGUGAAGAACAGGAGCAAGAGCAGGAUGAGGAGGUGGAAGAGCAGGAGGAGGAGGAAAAGGUGGGGGGCUGGGAGGAGAGAGGAAAGGAGGGAGGAGAGGAGGGGGCUGACCAAGAUGAGGGGGAAGCACACGAGGAGGACGGGGAGCAGGGGGAGGAAAGUGGGGACUUGGGAGGUAUGGGAAGGGAGGGUCUGGGCGCUGUUGGUGCUGCAGCAGAGGAGGGUGGAGGUAUCGCUGGGGUCGGUGCAACUGUGGCGGUUACAGUUGGGACAGGUACAACUGUGGCGGUUACAGUUGGGACAGGUACAAGUGGGGAAGGGGGGGCAGUCAUGGGGGAGAUUUCUGAGGGUGCAGCCGGCGAGCGUGAGGGGGGAAGAAAGUCAGCGGUUCCGGAGGGAAGAGCGGUAGAAGAGGAGGAGGGAGCAGUGGCAGUGGCGGAAGAGGGAAGGGCGGGGCUAGGGGCAAAGGACGGAGACGCGGGGUCAGGGGACGAGGUAUUGGGUCUGGGAGGAACGGUGGGGGUGCACGAGGCAGGCUUGGAAGCAGGUCAGGAGGGGGCAGGGGAGGGUGAGGUGCGGGGAACAGGUGGGGGCGAGAUGCAUGUGGCAGUGAGGGACGGGGGUAAUGAUGCAGGAGGGGGGAGUAAGACAGGAGAGGGGAGUGGGACAGGAGGUGUGGAGCGUAUAGCAGGUGGUGAUGGGAGUGGAGGUGUGGUGGCAGUGGCGGAAGGGGGUAAUGAGGCAGGAGGAGGAGGGAAUCACAUAGAAUGUGUGGGCCGUUUGACAGGUGGUGACGGGGGAGGGGGUGUGGUGGGUGUGCCUGGGGUGGAGGGAAGCGAGCAGAACGAGGUCAGCAUGGUGGGGACAGAAGGAGAUGAUGCCACAAGGGGGGGUGACAGUAACGAGGGGGCUUGCCUAGCGCUCGUUACUGUGGAGAGGACACUCCGGGGGUUGGACGUCAUACAGCAGGCUGUAGUAAAUGAAACAAAUCGUGUUAUAGAUAGUGCAACGGAGCAUGCUAUAGCGAGUACAAUAGAGCCUGCAGUAGAACCAGCAGAGGAGGGAGGAGGGGCAAAGCUGGGAGCAGGAGAGCGUGAUGAGCUCUUGCUGAUAGGGGACACUUCAGAGGAGGAAGGGGAGGAGGAGGCAGAUGAAGCUGAGAAAUGGACGGUGUGGGGAUUCGAUCUCCGAUUCGAUCUCAAAUCUAGGGAGCAGGAGGAGGAGUAUUACUAUCAGUUCAUGGGUCAAAUGAGAGAAGCAGGAGGGGUUGGAGGGUUCAACCUACUCUUUCCUGGUUCUGCUGCUGGCCGCACCACCAACCUCUGGAAAAAAAGGUUUCUCAGGGCCAAUCCGCACCUGGUUCUGGGCUGGGAUUAUGCGCGGCAGCAGGAUUUGAACCCGGAUCUUCUGGGAGCAGCAAUUGCAGGGCUAGGUGCUGAGGCAACACCAGUGAAGACAUUGGUUCCCUGGGCCACUGACAGUGCUGGGGUGGUGGGAGGGGAAGGAGUGAACCUGGGCGGAAGCGGAGUGGGGGGUGCAGGGCUGGCUGUCACUCCGGUUGCUGUUUUGGGAGGGGCACAGGCGGGUCAGUCUCACUUGGGGGUGGGGGGUGCAGCAGCCAUACACACGCCCAUGCACCCGGAAGCACUCAGACAGUUAGACCAUCUGGGGGGUGUGCGCUCUGCCUCACCAGGCCUUCCAGGGACGUUCGGAACACCAGGUGCGGUUGGCGGUUCGGGAGCGGUUGGGGGUUCAGGGGGGUAUGGAGCGGCAGGAGGAUUUGGGGGUUCAGGAGGGUAUGGGACGUCAGGAGCAGGUGGAAUGUCAGUGGCGUAUGGGCCGUCAGGUAAGAAGAAGCAGUACAUGUGUCGCAAGUGUGGUGCUCCCAAGAGGGGCCAUGUGUGCUCUGCUGACCCUGCUGCCGCUGCUGCCUACGCUGCUUCUGUUGCUGCCGCCGAUGCUGCUGAUGCGGCUGCUGCUGCUGCUGCCGCUGUUGGUGUUGCUCGUGCUGCUUUUGGUGGUGGAGGUGGUGGUGGUGGUGGUGGUGGUGGUGUUGGUGUUGGCGCUGGUGGUGGUGCGGCGUUGUCAUUCCCAGUACGGGUUGGGGCAGAGGAGGCUGCAAGGGAGGGUUGGGGGAGGGAAUCAGCAGGGAAAGCAGAUGCAGCAGCGCGAGAGGCAGCAGCAGCAGCAGUGGCAGCAGCAGUAGCGGCCAGGGAGGCGGCUAGGAGGGAUGCAGAGGCGCGGGAGGUGGUGAGGAGGGAAGCAGCAGCGCGGGAGGCAGAGGCAAGGGAGCAGAUGAUGAGAGAGGAGAAGGCGAGGAGGGAGAGUGCUGCGAGGGAUAGAGAAAUGAGGGCGGCUGCACGAGCCGAGGCAGAGAGACGGCAAGAGAGAGAAGUGGCAGAGCGGAAACGGGAGAGAGAAGAGGCGGUGAGACGGGAGAGGGAAGAGUUUGAGCGGAGAAAGCAGAGAGAAGAGGCUGACGCAAGGGCAAAGGCGGAAGAGAAGGCGAGAGGGGAGGGGGAAGGUGUGGGGAGGGCGGAGAGGGAAGGGAAAACGAAGGCUGCGAUUAUCAUGAGGAGGCGUGCUGAGGUGGAAGCUAAUGCGAAGGCUGCUGCUGAAGCAGAGGCGAAGGGAAAGGGUGAUGCGGAGGAAAGGAGAAGGGAGGCUGCCAGAAAGGCUGAAGAUGAGGAGAGAAGAAGAGAGGCCGAAAGGAAAGCCACAGCCGAGAGAGAAGCAAAGGAACAGGCAGAGGCAGAGCGAGCAGCAAAGGAAAAGGCUGAUGCGGAGAGGGUUAAGGCAGAGAGAGAGGCCAAGGAGAAGGCAGAGAGAGCUAGAGUGGAAGCAGAGAGGAGGUCUAGCAGAGUGAGGGAGGCGAAGGAAAAGGCAGAGGCAGAAACGAAGGCAAGGGCUGACGAAGAAAAGGACAGAUUAGAAAGGGAAUUGAAAGAGACGGCAGAAGCGGAGGAGAGGACACAGAGUGAGGCAGCAAGGGGAACGGGUUCUGAGCUGGUUCAAAAGGGCGAGAGGGUUGUGAAAGUGCGGUUUGGAAGCCGUGUGGUUGCCCGGGUGGAGUCGGGAGGACGGGGGCGAGAGGGGAGUGACGGGUGUGUGAAUGAGGAAGGGGGUGCAGGGGAGGGAAGGAGUGAGGGUGGAGUGGGGAAGAGUAGAGAACGGGAAAGGAGGAGAGGCAAGAGGAAGGCGGAAGGUGAGGGUGUUGGAUUGGAGCGUGGGGAGAGGGGUGAGAGGGGGGAGAGGGGGGAGAACGGAGAGAGGAGGGUUAGGAGAGAGAAUGGUACAGUGGAAAGAGGUGCAGAGGAGAUGGAGAGUGAAGAGAAUGCAAAGGCAGAGAGGAGGGGCUAUGUGAAUGCAGGUGUGGAUGAUGGUCGCAGGGAUGGGAGCAGGAAGAGGGUGAAGAGAAUAAAAAUAUUGCCUUUAGCUGGGAUAGAGAUGGGUGGAAGUAGGGGCAAAGAAGUGGAGAGGGGGAAGGAGGUGGAGAAGGGGAAGGAGGGGGAAAGAGGGAAGAAUAGGGGGGAAAGGAGUGGAGGAAGAAGGGGAGAGGGCCGGGGGAGCAGAGGAAGGAAGAAGAGAGCAAAAGGGAAUGGGGAGGAAGGGGAUGGAGGGGAAGAGAGGGAGGGGGACGAAUCAGAGGGGCAAAAGAGUGAUGGAGAGGAAAAUGGAGGUGAAGGGAAUGGGGGGGACGAUGAUGGGGGGAAUGAUGGUGGGGGGAACGGUGGUGGGGGGAACGGUGGUGGGGGAAAUGGCGGUGGGGGAAACGGUGGUGGGGGAAACGGUGGAGGGGGGAAUGAAGGUGGGGGAAACGGUGGUGGGGGAAAUGAUGGUGGGGGCAACAGUGGUGGGGGCAACGACGGUGGGGGGAGCGAUGGUGGGGGUAAUGGGGGGGGAGGGGGCAAUGGGGGGAAUGACGGCGGUGGCAACAAUGGGAGAGAUGAUAAGGGAAGCAAUGGGAGGAGAGAUGAUGAGGAGAACGGAGGAGAAGGGGAAGGGAGGGAAGGCGAAGGGGAAGAGGAUGCGGAGGAAAGAGGUGGGGAGCAAGGAGAUGAGGAUGAUGAUGUUGAAGGGGGGGAGAAGGGCGGGGCGGAGAAAGGUAAUGGACAGGAGGAGGGGAAAGUGGAGGAUAGAGGGGGGCAGGAAGGAAAAGAGGUAGGGAAAGUUGAAGGAGGUAUAGAGGCUGGAGGGAAGGAGGAAGAGGAGGAGGAAGGGAAGGGGGAAGGAGAGGCGGAAGGAAAGGAGGAAGUAGGGAAGGAGGAAGGGAAGGAGGAAGGCAGGAAGGAGGAAGGGAAGGAGGAGGAAAGUGGAAAAGAGGAGGAAAGAGGGAAGGAGGAAGGAGAGGAUGAAGGGGAGGAUGAGGAUGAAACAGGAAGGAAAGCGGGAGCUGAAGUGGAGGGAGCGAGGGAAAUGGAAGUAGAAAAAGAGUCAGGGAAGAUUCUCGAUUCAGGGCAGGGUUGCAGCAGGGCAGCAGCGAGCCGCGCGGCAGCAGAUUCUGGAGCCAUGGGGAGGGAUGAGGGCGGAGGGAUGGAGAUGAAAGUACCAGAACAGCAGGGGAGAGAGAUGAAAGUAUCAGAACAGCAGGGGAGAGAGAUGAAAGUAUCAGAACAGCAGGGGAGAGAGAUGAAAGUAUCAGAACAGCAGGGGAGAGAGAUGAAAGUAUCAGAACAGCAGGGGAGAGAGAUGAAAGUAUCAGAACAGCAGGGGAGAGAGAUGAAAGUAUCAGAACAGCAGGGGAGAGAGAUGAAAGUAUCAGAACAGCAGGGGAGAGAGAUGAAAGUAUCAGAACAGCAGGGGAGAGAGAAGCGGGGAUGCAGCAGGGCAGUUGCGACCUCUGUGGAUGCAUGUGCGGGACCUGUGGGGGUGGAGGAGAGCGGAGGGAGGGGGAUGAAAGUAGAGGCACAUCAAGGGAGACGUUGCCAGGGUAGUGUGGAUUUAAAAGGUGCAGUUGUAAGGGAGGGUGAGGGAGGAGGAAGUGGGGAGAGCGAGGGGGGCAGUGGGGAGAGUGGGGGAAAGAGUGGGGAGAAGAGGGAGGGAAGUGAGGAGAGGGAGCGUGCUGAGCAGGGCAGAAACGGGAGGGAGAACGAGAGGAAAAGGGAGGGGACAGGGAAUGAGGGGAAGGGAGACGAGGGGAAAGGAGAUGAGGGGAAAGGGCAUGAGGGGAAAGGGCAUGAAGCAAAAGCGGAUGACGGGAAAGGGAUUGAAGGGAAAGGGACUGAAGGGAAAGAAAUUGAGCGGAAGGGUUGUGAGGAAGAGGAGAUUAAGAGGAGUGGGAAUGAAGAGAAGGGGAAUGAGGGGAAGGAGAAUGAGGAGAAAAGAGAUGAGCUUAAAGCGCUUGAGGCAAAAGGGCAUGUGGGGAAAGCAGAUGAGGGGACAGGGAAUGAGGGGAGGGAAAAUAAGGGGAGUGGGAGUGAGGUGAAAGGGGAUGAGGGGGGAGGGCACGAGGGAAAAGGGGAUAUGGGGAACGAGAUGGGGGGGGGAUUAUGCGAGGGGAAGGAGAUCUGGAUAAAGGAGAAUGAGGGGAAGGGGAAUGAGGGGAAGGGGAAUGAGGGGAAGGGGAGCGAGGGGAAGGAGAUCUGGAUAAAGGAGAAUGAGGGGAAGGGGAAUGAGGGGAAGGGGAAUGAGGGGAAGGGGAGCGAGGGGAAGGGGAGCGAGGGGAAGGGGAGCGAGGGGAAGGGGAGCGAUGGGAAGGGGAAUGAGGGGAAGGGGAAAGGGGGAGGUCAUGCUGAUAUAGGGGAUGAGGAAAAGGGAAUCGAGGGGAAGAAGGUUUAUUGGAAGUGGCAAGAAGAGAAGGAAGAGGGGAAAACGACUGGGGAGAAAGGGAUUGAUGGAGAAACGAAGGGGUUGACAGAGAGUUCAGAGAAUAAGAACAAGGAUAGAGGAAAAAGGGGUAGUGCAAAGGUAAUUGUGGGAAAAAGGAGUGGGGAGGAAGGGAAAAUAGAGGAAGGGAAGAGGGAGGGGGAAAAGGUGGAGGAAGGGAAAUUGGAUGGAAGGAAAGUGGAGGAAGGGAAAGUGGAGGAAGGGAAAUUGGAGGAAGGGAAAUUGGAAGGGGAAAAGGUUGAAGAAGGGAGGGAAGAGGAAGGGAAGUUGGAGGAAACAGAGAUGGAGGAACGGAAAAUGGAGGAAGGAAAGAUGGAGGAAGGGAAAGUGGAGGAAGGGAAGAUGGAGGAAGGGAAGUUGGAUGAAAGGAAGUUGGAGGAAGGGAAAGUGGAGGAGGAAAAGGUUGAGGAAGGGGAGGAAGAGGAAGGGAAGGUGGAGGGGGAAAAGGUGGAGGAAGGGACAGUUGAAUCGACAGAGGAAACGACAGAGGAGGAUGGGGUAGAAUGGGUAGUAGGGGAAGGGGAGGAGGAUGAGGUGAGGAUGUGUGUGGAAGGGGAGGAGGAUGAGGUGAGGGUGUGUGGAGAGGAGGAAGAGGAUGAGGUGAAGGUGUGUGUGGAGGGCGAGGAGAAGGAUUCAGAGGGGUGUGUAGAGGUGGAGGAGGAGGCAGAGGGGUGUGUGGAGGUGCAGGGUGAAAUGGCAGAGGCGCCCUCUGUUGCCCCAGAUGCACCCCAUCCCACACCAGCAGCAGCCCAACCUUCAGGUGCCUCAGGUGCCCCCACCACCACCACCACGCUCCCCUCUCGCCCCUACCCCGGCCCGACCAAUGUCGAGCUGACAGCUGUCCCGAAGAACGUAAAAGCCCUCCUCGAAUCCGGCCUGCUGGACGGCAUCCCAUUGGUCUACGACGACGGCCGUAACCGCCUGCGCGGCGUGGUAACCAGCGGAGGGGUCGCCUGCGGGUGCCGCUCCUGCAGAGGCCGGCAGGUAGUCGCGUGCGCGGUCUUCGAGGUGCAUGCGGGGAGCGCGGCUAAGAAGGCGGUGAAUUACACGUUCCUGGAUGUGCCGUGCGCUGCGAAUGCGAGGGAGGGCGAGUGCAUGUCGGCUGCGGAGGCGGCUAGGCUGAGAGGCCCCUGCCUGAAGGAUAUUAUUCUGAUUGCGGGGUACGCGGCUGAUCCUGCUGCUGCGUCGGCGGAUGUGGAGCGGGAGAUGCGGCGGGCGUUCGGGGAAGGGGUGUGGGGCAAAGGAGGGGAGGAGGUGUGGGGAGGAGGGACGGAGGGGGAGUGGAGAGGAGGAGCGGAAUCCGGGAGGAUGGUUCGGGUAGAGGCGGUUGGAAGGGGCUCCCCUGCUGCUGCUGCAUGGUCACCUGCGGUAAUCCCAAGGUCACCGGGAGGAGUAAUCUCAAAAUCACCUGCUGGAGGGGUGCUUCCCAAGCUGCCUGGGCCGGCUGUGUGGUCCCCUGGCAGUGGCAGCAAGGCGGCAACUGGGGGAGGGGUAUCUGGCGGGGCAGGGGUGGCUGGGGGAGGUGCAGCUGGGGGCGGUGGUAUGGGAGAGGGUCAGGUGCGCAAGCAGCAGGGCAUGCCGGUCAGGAAGAGGGAGUCGGGGUCAACACACAAGGCAUUGUUCCGACCGGGAGGCAUAGAGGACGGAACCAGCCUCGGCUAUUACAUGAAGGGUCAGUGCAGUGGCAUUUUGAGUCGACUACAAAGUUUUGCGCCUCUCCAUUUCCUUUCCUCUCCCCGUGUGCCAGUGUCUGCUGCACGGUGUGAAGCAGGGCAGCGGCAUUCUCUGCAGCUGCUGCAACCAAGUGGUGAGCACUCUUCCUUUCACAUCCAACCCCCUCUCUCCGCAACGCUCCUCUCUCCAUCUCUUCUCAUCCUUCUCUCUUGUGUUUGUCCCGUGAAUGUGAUUGCAAGCGUCAAGGGGGUUUCUCCCCUUAUCCGUCCCUUGAUCGUCCGUUCCCCUCCUUAUAUCAGCAGCUCUCAGUUCGAGGCACAUGCAGGGAAGGGCGGCCACCGCAACCCGCUCUUCUUCCUUCAAACUCCCUCCACCUUCCCUUCACCCACUCCCUUCACCCACUCCCUUCACCCACUCCCUUCACCCACUCCCUUCACCCACUCCCUUCACCCACUCCCUUCACCCAUCCUCCACCUCUCCUCUGCUCACCCACCCACCAGCUACAACCGCAUAUUCACCGACAACGGCUACAGCUUGCACGAACUCGCAAUCAGGCCCUUCAAUGACACCAGCUACAAUCACAGACUCCCUCACUCUCCCUUCACUGUCCCUUCACUGUCCCUUCACUCUCCCUUCACUCUCCCUUCACUCUCCCUUCACUCUCCCUUCACUCUCCCUUCACUCUCCCUUCACUCUCCCUUCACUCUCCCUUCACUCUCCCUUCACUCUCCUUCACUCUCCCUUCACUCUCCCUUCACUCUCCCUUCACUCUCCCUUCACUCUCCUUCACCCUGCUCCCUCCCGUGCCUCUCCGCACCCACCCACAGCUACAAUCGCAUUUUCACCGACGACGGCCACAGCCUACACGAACUCGCCAUCAGGCUCGCAGCCUCCCGGCCCCCCUGCACCCCUGCCUCGUUUGCUGCUCCUGGUACUGGUGCUACCGGUACUUCUUCUGCUGCAUCUGCUGGACACGGCACUGCGAGGAAGGGCAGCCUCAAGCGCGGAGGAGAAUCCCGAGACGCCCGCGACUCGUGUGAGUCGAGCCCGCGAGUACAUCUCAGCACAGACGGGAACGCGGACGGGCAUGCGGACGGGCAUGCGGACGAGUGCACCAACUGUGGCGAGGGCGGCACGUUGCUGCUCUGUGAGACGUGCCCAGGAGCCUACCACCCCGGCUGCUGCGAGAAGGAGUAUCACGUGGGGUGUUUGAAGGAGCAUGGGGUGCAGGUGUUAGAGAGGCUGCCUGAGGGGAACUGGUUCUGCUGUGCAGCGUGUGAAGAGGUGUUCAAUGCGGUGCAGAUGGUUCUGGAGCGGGGAAGCAUGCAUUUGCCGGAUCUGCCGGACUGGGAGGAGAUGGAGGAGGCUCACCUGCUGGAGCCACAGCCAAUGCCGCGUGCUGCUGGUGCUGCUGGUGUUGUUCAGCAUAGCACCUCCUCCCAGCUUCGGGCGGCAACCUUUGACCUGACGCCGAACGCGUCCCAGGGCCGGGCGGCGCAGAGCAGGGCGCGGGGCGGCGAGCUGUCGUGGCAGGUGCUGAAGGGGCGGCGGGGGUUGGAGGCGAACGGGCUGACGCUGGGCGGCGUGUGUCAGCUGUUUGCAGAGUCGUUCGAUCCGAUCAAGGAUGCAUUCACGGGGAAAGAUCUCAUUCCCCUCAUGGUUCGCAGUCAACCCUCCCCUACCCCGCUCUCACCCCACCAGUCGCAGCAGCAGGGAGCACGAGUUUCAGGGCAUGCUGUGCUGUGUGUUGAAGCAGUGAGACCACGUGGUGUGUGCAGCCUGCAUCCCUUGCCUCUCUCACCCCUCUCUCACCUGUUUCUCCCCCCACGCCUCUCUCCCCCCUCUCCCACCCACCAGUCGCAGCAGCAGGGAGCACGAGUUUCAGGGCAUGCUGUGCUGUGUGUUGAAGCAGCAAGACCGCGUGGUGUGUGCAGCCUGCAUCCCUUGCCUCUCUCACCCCUCUCUCACCUGUUUCUCCCCCCACGCCUCUCUCCCCCCUCUCCCACCCACCAGUCGCAGCAGCAGGGAGCACGAGUUUCAGGGCAUGCUGUGCUUCGCAGCAGCAGGGAGCACGAGUUUCAGGGCAUGCUGUGCUGUGUGUUGAAGCAGCGCGACCGUGUGGUGUGUGCAGCCUGCAUUCGCAUCUUCGGCCGCCAGCUCGCUGAGAUGCCCCUCGUUGCCACUGCCUACUCGCACCGCCGCCGGGGCCUGUGCAAGGUGCUGCUGAAUGCACUGGACGUGCUCUUCUCUCUCCUCGGAGUGAGCAAGUUCUGCCUGCCAGCAGCACCAGGAGCAGAGGGCACGUGGAUCAAGGGAUUCGGAUUCUCAGUCAUGACUGAAGAAGAGGUCACACAGGUGCAUCGGGACUUUCCGCUCCUCGUCUUCCCCGGGUCUGUCAGCGUGGUCCGGCGCGUCCCGAGCCUGCCCUGGGCCUACCGCAAGGCUGCCGAGCUUCAGGAAGUGACAGCAGCAGAGGAGGACGAGGAGGAGGAAGAAGAGGAGGAAGAGGAUGAGGAUGAAGAUGAGGAUGAGGAUGAAGAUGAGGGUGAGGAGGAGAUGGAUGGUGAGGAAGAGGAGGUGGUGAUUGGGAAGAUGCAAAGGCGUGGUGAUGGGACUGGGAGGCGGGAGAGGGAGAGGAAUGGGAUGGUGGGGGAUAAGCAGCAGGUGCCGCCACUGUUUGUGGUGGCGGUUGAAGAGAAGAGCUAUGACCCGUCCGUGUGGGAUGUGGGAAGGAGUGAGGAGAAGGAACCGAGAGUUAGUGGUGAGGAGAAGGGAACGAGAGUGGGUGAUGAGGAGGAGGAAAAGAGGGAGGAGGAAAAGAGGGUGAGUGAUGAGAAGGGAAUUAGGGAAAGUGAUAAGGAGGAGGAAAAGAGGGUGAGUGGUGAGGAGGGAAGUAGGGGGAGUGAUGGGGAGGAGCAGAAGGGGAUAUGUGACCUGGAAGGGCAAGAGGAAGAGAGGAGGAGAAAGAAGAGACACGUGUCAUUUGCAAGUGACUCGCUGGGACCUGAUGCGAGUGGUGCUGAUGUGGGUGCUGCUGAUGUGGACAGUGCUGACAUGGCAGGUGCUGACGUGGCGGGUGCUGACACGGGAGGUGCUGGCAUGGAUGGUGUCGACAAGGGAGGGAAGAAAGAAGCAGCAGGGGAGGAACGAGAAGCGAAGCGAGCGAGGUGGGGCGAUAAUUCUCACGAGCAGACCAGAGGCCAGCAGCAGGGAGUGCAGGGGGGCCAGGAGAAGCAGAAGCAGCAGGAGGAUAAGGGGGAAAAGGAGGAGAGAUUGGGGUUGAACGAAGAGCAGUUGGGGACGAAGGGGGAGCAGUUGGAGGAAAAGGGGGAGAAAUUGGGCAAAAAGGGGGAGCAAUCGGAGAAGAAGGAUGAGAAAUUGAGGGGAUUGGGGGAGCAUUUGGAGGAGAAGGGGGAGCAAUACGGGGAGGAUUGGGGGAAGCUUCAGGGCGCCCAGGUGAAGCAUGUUGACCUGGUCAAGCGACAGGGAAUGCCCGUUCAUGGCAGGGUCAUUCCCGUGAUGGCAGGCAAAAAAGGAGGACCGUUUGUGCUUUCUAUCAAGCGAAAGAGACAAGAAGGGUGGAGGCAUAAAAGAGAAAAGGGCUGGGGUGCGGUGCUUGGGAUCGGGAGGGAUCGGGAGGAGGAGAGGAAGGCAAAUCGCUUAGAAGGUAAUUUUCCGGAGGAUAAGCACUUGGGGGGUGAGAAACUAUUCGUUGUUAAAAAUCGAUUUGUUGUUAAACACACCGAAGAGGGAUUGGAAGGUGAAGAGGAGGACGGUUUUGAGGCGGAGAUUCUGAGAGCAGUGGAAGAUGAUGACGAUGGGGUGAACACGCGGGAGGGGGGUGGCGAGAAGAGGGAGGAUAGGGGGGACAGGGAGGAGAGUGAGGAGAGUGAGGAGAUUGGGGGGGGUAGAGCAAAGAGGAGGCGGAUUGAGAGCAAAAGCUGGGUGGGGAGAAGGAGGGUGAGGGAGAGUGGGGCAAGGAGGAGGGGGCGACGGAGGGUAGUGGAGGAAAAGGAGGAGGCGGAGGAGGAGGAGAAGGAGGAGGAUGAGCAGGAGGAGGAUGAGAAGGAGGAGGAGAAGGUGGAGGAGAAGGUGGAGGAUGAAGAGGAGGCUGAGGAAGAUGAGGAGGAUGCAGAUGAGAAAGAGGAGGUGGAGGGUGGGGAUGGGGAUGAGGAAGAGGAGGUGGAGGAAGAGUUUGAGGAGCUUUUUGAGAUCGAUGGGGAGGACAGAGGAUGGGGCAUGGCUGAUGGAGGAAGGCGAGGGAAGAGAGAAGCUUUUGAGAAUUCUCAAAAACCAGCUGGUGAUAUUGCUGGGGAGGAGGAUAGAGGAUGGGGCAUGUCUGGAUGGAAGCUGAAGAGGUGGAGGAGGGGCGUGGAGAGGAGGAGGGGAGUGGUGGAUGAGGAGGGGAGUGGAGAGGACGGGAGUGGAGAGGAGGGGAGUGAAGAGGGGGAGUGGGGUGGGAAGGAGGAAGUAAGUAGCAUGAGUGGGGAGGGACGGCGAGGGGAGAGGAAGCAGACCGGGUUGGAUCUUCUAAUGAGGCGAGCAAGUGAGAAGGAUGAGAAGGACGGAGAGAAAGGGGUGGAGGAGGGUGGGAAAGGUUUGAUAAUGGAUAUUGCAGUGGAAGGGGUGAUGGACGGUGUAGUGCGGUUGAGAAGCACAGAGGAGGUGACCAACGCCGCAGUGCGGUGUGGGGAGCGGGCGGGCGGGGGUGCUCGUCGUGCGAGGAGAGGGAGGAGGGCGGCACAAGGAGAGAGAGGCGAAAAGAAUCAGGAGGAUGGAUUGAAAGAGGAGGAAGAGGAGGACGAAGAAGGGGGAAAAGGAGGAAGAGGAGGAAGAGGAGGAAGAGGAGGAGGAGGAGGAGGAGGAGGAGGAGGAGGAGGAGGAGGAGGAGGAGGAGGAGGAGGGGAGGAGGAGGAGGAGGAGGAGGAGGAGGAGGAGGAGGAGGAGGAGGAGGAAGAAGAGGAGGAUGUAUAUGAGCCUGAUGAUCGAAUUGCUGCUGGGCAGAGGGAGGGGCAGGGGCAGAGGAAGCGGUAUGACAAGCGCGAGAAGGGAGAGAAGAUGAGACGUGAACAGGAGGGAGUGGAUGGUGACUCAAUUGAUGAAGCAAGCGGUGGCGAAGGAGAGGAGGAGGGGAGUGAGUCUGGGGAGGAAGAAGCAGAGGGGGAAGAGGACUGCUAUUCGCCUGAGGGGAGAAGGCUUGGGAAGGGUGAAGGGCAGGAGAGUGGGGAGAGAGGCGGUGAUGGGGAGGGAGAUGAUGGAUCGGGGAGUGAGAGUGAGGGCAGUGAAAGUGAUGAGGGUGAUGGUAAAGGGGAGAAGCAGGGGUAG
This is a messenger RNA of Closterium sp. NIES-65, 14190 nucleotides long. Lineage: Eukaryota; Viridiplantae; Streptophyta; Zygnematophyceae; Desmidiales; Closteriaceae. The record is from the annotation of a GenBank genome assembly.